UUUCUGUAAGAGCAGAAUUUUCGCAUACGUUUCUCCUUCGAAUAAAUUCAAGAAUCGGGCCCCAGGGGGUUCGGCACGAUCCCCUCACGAGGCGGUACAUGAUAGAUAAAGGGAAACGAACGCCCCUUCAGAACGCGAACGCGAGUCUCCAAGCGUUCGCAUUCGGUGCGCGCGUUCGUGGAUGUUGUACCCAGCUUCAGACGUGUAACGCCGAGCGCAGCUAUUUUCACUAUGUUCGCGAAGAUGCAGAAUUGACCCUCGGCGUGUUCGCGCGUCUCGCCGCGCGCUCAGCUUCCCGCGAGGCGUGGUGCGCCUGCGCGGAAGCGCGGACCUAACCUAACCUAACCUCGUCUGACGUUGCGGCUGGCACAAAGGCGGGCGCGCUCGUUCUCGCCGAGUUAACUCUGCGCAGUUGGUGGUACGCGACGUCGAGACACGCGCGGCAUUUUACGAUCCUCUUCCCUACGGCGUGCACGUGCGCGCGCGCGUGCGUGACUUCUGGACUCUUUAUCUUUAAGGUAAGCGCGAGGGACUCGCCGUUUCGUCAGACGCUUCGCGCGUCUCUCCCGCCCGAACGUCCCCUUGGCGAGUAGCAUUGAAAUACACGGGGGAAGAAAAGCUGCGCGCGAUCGGCGAGCAUUGACGCCGCGUCAACACUUGGUCUCUCGCCCCGGCGCGAUCCGCGCGGCACCGGGCAACCGAACGCUCUUGUAUCAUCGCCGGUGAUUUGUAUGGACUGUGUAAAUAACUGUAAUUCCCUUGGUCGAUCCGCUAUGGUUUAAAUUAAGUACCACUUAAGGAUAGGAUAAUGUACGAACGAAAAUAAAAAAAAAGGAUUGAGAGAGAGCAAACGAUUUUGACGCAGAGCGACCCCCCCCGUACGUUCCUCCGGGUCUCCGAGUCGGCUGUCCUUUGCACCCGUUUUAGUCCGGUGAUGCAUGCACGAUGUGAGUGUCGGGAGUCGUGGAGAUUGCUCGUGUUAAUCUGAACGUUUUUCCGGCGCGAUGACACAAACCAGAAUAGAUCAGUUCUAUAAAGUGACCAACAGGAAGCUCGACGAUAUGAAGGACAACGCCAACAAGUCCAACGUCGGAAGCCCAGCGGUUGGUAAGACGAAAGGAGGAGCACCGGACAAGUCAGGAUCUUCUUCUGUGCGUAAAAAUGGCAAACGUAAUUCGCACAAGAUGAACGAAAGCCGCGGAGCGUUGCAAAACAGUGUCUCGUCGGGCAGCGAGGCGUCUCGUUCGUUGAAAGUCGACGCACGUGACAGCCCAAGUAAAGUUACAGAAGAUAAAACAGCAACGUCGCCAACGGCUAAGCGUGUUUCUUCCCUUGGAAGUCGACGUGCUCCUGCGCCGCGCGGUGCAAUCACACCAAAGACAUCGUCCUCGAUGGAAAACAGUCCGACGAAAGUUGCACAAGCUAGUGCGGUAACGUCGCCAAUUACCAAACACGCUUCUCCCAUCGCCAGUCGACAGCGUACCCCCACGUCGCACAGCGGUGCAAAGUUCACGCCGAAGACGGUGUCUCCGAUAAAAGACGCGCUAGACAGGUCAGCGAGGCGCGCGAAGGUGGCGCGAAGGAAAUUGUUCGGGGACAACACCAAGGAGUUGGUAUCCGCGACGAUAACUAAUCUGAAUCUGGCCAAGGAGGGAGCCAUAGCCAACAACGACAUCGACCUGGAGAAGGUUUACUCGAGCGGGAGAUUCAGCUACAAUUACAGCCCCAUAGACACCACGGUGCCGACGAGAUACGAAAUCAGCGACGUGGUCGUACCCACGGACAUGUACUCGCUGCACUUGCUGCGCGCCAUCGUCGUCGUGUUCUCCAACCCAAUCAAUUGCGGAUAUUUCAAUCAGAACGAGCUGGACUUGAUAUACUCGCUGAUGACCCUUCCCGAGCCCGCGCAAGCACUGUUCGUACGUAUUUUGAAGAGGAAGCACGCGUGGCGCAGGAUCAGCGGCAUUAAAUACGACAGGAUAUCCGGCGACCUGAGGCCGAUCUUCGACGAGCUUGUGUCGCGAUCCAUUUUCGAAAGUAACACGGAGGAGGAGGACAUAUCCGUUUUGCUGAACUUGCUGCAAGCCGACGAGGUCCGCAAGCUUUGUCAGGAGUCGAAGAUCAACGUUAGCGGGAAAAAGAACAGCAUACGGUCAAUUCUGGAGUUCUGCCGCCAAGCGAAGUCGUUGUUCCCUGGAAUGGCGAGUCCCGCCAGCAAACUGCGCGCGUCGGUCAACAAGCGCUUGGGGCCCUGCAUUUUAGUGAAUGCCAGAGUGAGGGAAGUGGUUGAUAGAAUAAUCACGCUGCUGAAGCCUAAUCGGGACCCCGCCGAGACGAUGGUGGACGUAUUCCUAAUGUUGCUUAGAAUUGACAAGGAUGAGAUGAAGUUCCCAGAGAUAACCAUAAGUGACUUCCCCAUCUUUGCCAGUAAGGAACAUCUGUUAAACUACAUCGAGGCGAAAAAUACGUUGACUAGUGUGUUAAGUGCAAUCGAGGGAAAGCAGUGGGAGACUGUACGGGACCUCGGAACUUUAGCCGCGCAACGUUUGCCGCUCUUCUUGGCACUAGAGGAGAGCCUUCAGGAGCUGCCUCAUCACAUCAGGCACUUCAUGCCUGGUUACAUGUGGCUCAAAGUCUUGUACAAGAGCAUCGACGCAUUUAAAAAGACAACUAUGACACAGGCGAUAGAAUUUUUGCAAAUGCUGAUUAAUCAGAAUUGUCACAUGAAACAUAGAAAAGGUCAGUGGUACGGGGAGUUGAUCAAGAUACAGAUGUAUCACAUGAAGAAUAUUGUGGCUGGUGUCACAUUACUAUCGGAUGCGAUCACGUGCGAGAGUUUAACGGAAGUCGAUAGAUUAGACCUGUCGGACAGAGCAGAGUUAAUUAUCAAGAGGAAAUCCGGCAUCAGCAAACACGAAAGAGCCACUGCUCAACAAAUAUUGGACAAGGUGUUUAGCAGGACGCAGCUGAUGCCUCAAAGUUCCAUCACGAUUAUAGGAACGUUACAUGGUAAUACUCUACAGAGGAAGAAUAUUUGGUGCAUCAGCAACAGCGUGGACCAACAGACGUACGGCUCGGUUGAGAGUCUGGCGUUAUAUCGUUACAAACGCGACGGUUACAUCAAAGGCGUACAUUGCGAGGGUGCUUUUCCGAUCACUCUAUUCGCUACGUUGUUUUGGGAGGAGAUUUACAACAUGAACAUUCCCGGCGCUUGGGUGUCGUUGUAUCAGGACGCGCCGUUGGAUCUGUACUCGUCGGAAUUUUAUGAGAACAGGAAGGAACAGAUUGACACGAAGCUGCAAAUUAUUCGAAAGUUCGAUGCCGAAACGUUGAGCAAGCAUUUGAAGCACAAAUUUGAAUUGCAGUGUGAUUGCACGUCUAUCGCUCAGGGCAACAUUUUUAACGACAGUAACAGUUUUCAAGAAGUGACAUUUUGCCUGGGAGUGGAGGGUGUUGUUGGAAUCUGCGAACGACUCAUUUAUAAUUUCUCACUCUGGAAAGCUGGCUUUCCGGAUUUAAUUGUGUGGAACGUACACACAAAACAGUAUAAAAUCGUAGAAGUGAAGGGUCCGAGUGAUACGCUGUCAACCAAGCAAAGAUUAUGGUUGGAUUACUUGAGUCGCCUUGGACUAAAUACAGAAGUGUGUUAUUGUGAGUCAGACGCGAAUCCCAAAGGACGUAAGCGGAAGCACGAAGAGACUACGUGAUAUAACGUUUCUUAACAAAGGGUUACCAAGAUUACACCGCAUGCAUGUGUAAAAGAGAUGCGUUAUAUUUUGUAUUAUCGUGAUGUUGUGAUAUAUCUGCAGAUUUUUAUCGUGAAUUUUGUAAAACUGUUGCAUGGUAAACAAGAGGCUUUUUUUUCUAUUAACAA
Molecule: messenger RNA, 3874 nt
Organism: Vollenhovia emeryi
Lineage: Eukaryota; Metazoa; Arthropoda; Insecta; Hymenoptera; Formicidae
Product: fanconi-associated nuclease 1-like
Exons: 8
Coding region: 1005-3707 (900 amino acids)
Biological process (GO): interstrand cross-link repair
Cellular component (GO): nucleus
Molecular function (GO): 5'-flap endonuclease activity; flap-structured DNA binding; 5'-3' exonuclease activity
Source: RefSeq, a predicted model, not a curated record